Molecule: messenger RNA, 3027 nt
Organism: Penicillium robsamsonii
Lineage: Eukaryota; Fungi; Ascomycota; Eurotiomycetes; Eurotiales; Aspergillaceae
Exons: 3
Coding region: 1-3027 (1008 amino acids)
Source: RefSeq, a predicted model, not a curated record
AUGGUGUUUCUCCGACUUUCAGUCAAAGUCUACCCGCGGGAGCAGCUGAGCUCAAACUCCAGCUCCAGCUGGGGCAGGACCCUCCUCGGCGCACGAAAGUCUACCAACGAUGACUCCAGCCAGGGAUCUGGUGUUUCAACAACAUUGAAGAAGCCCGGUGUCUUCUUGCUUGUCCUUGAACAUCCCGAAGACGUUUCGCUCGGCGGGCUCGCGGGAAUGAUACAAGAACAUUGGGCAAAGCUUCACCCAGAGCUGGAGCCGCUUGCGAUCAAGAAAAUCCUCGACGAUUCGAAGGAAGAUAUCGACCUUUACCCCGAUUUGACCGUUGCCGAUGUCUGGGUUGACUAUGGAAAAGCUCGCGCCGAUGGCCUUGACCAGCGUGGCUCUGUUCGCGUUAUUCAAAGGCCUACCGCGGCUGCGCCGGAGCGAUUCCCCUCUGUGGAUCAGGAUUGGGAUGCUGCUAUUGUUUCCUACGAACACAAGCGCGCCAUGAAGGAUAAAAAGGAAGCCAUGGAGACCCAAUUCCCUGCCAUCCAGGAAGAAGACGAAGAAGAUAGCACCGAAUCGCGACGUACUCACUCUCGGUCUUUGUCUCAAUCUCACAUCGAAUGGGAACAUUCGCCUGAAUCGCCUCGAAAUACCACCAAUGAGCUGCAUGUCUCAACUAAGAAGUCACUAGUUGAGCACCGCCAUCGUGAUUUGCCUGUUUCUUCGGUUGAAAUCCGCAGUCCCGUCACCACUCUUCCACCAGCAAAAUCCAUCGGUCCUACAAUUGCUGGUACGCCGCCUCCCAGACGCGAGAGUGAGGAGCUUGGCGAGUCUCCAUCACCAGGCGAGCGACGAACUUCCAGCGUCAGAUCCAAACAUACCCCUGCAUCCGUAGUUUCCGGGUCCACGGCACCACAGUCUAAACCGCAAAAGCUUGCAAAGUUGCCAAUUGCGAGUAGCACAGCUACACGGAGUAUUACACAAAUGCCUGACGACGCGGAGUCCCCACCUAUGUCUUCUGCACCCAAAGAUAUCAAUUCCCACCAACAGACGCAGUCUACCGAGGAGGCUACCGCGAGCUCGAGUGACAUCGAAUCAGAGUCUGCUCCACAACAUAUCGUGGACAUGCCACUCAAGUCGGGCAUGACCAAUGGAGUCAAUGGACAAGGACAUUUGGCCGAGGUGGCUAAGAUUGUAUCCCAAUCCGCGCAGAAAAAGCAAGCGGAAACGUUGACCGAGCUCUCCAGUGAGGAGUCGAGUGAAGAGGAAAGCGAUAGUGAGGACGAUACGGCUGAAGCGGAGGAGAAGAAGACCGCCAAGCAGGAUCAAAGAAAAACAGAAGAUCAGACUGGUUCUGACGACUCUGACUCUGACUCUGAUUCUGAUUCCGAUUCCGAUUCCGAAUCCGAAUCCGACUCUGACGCCAGCGAAGAGAAUGGACCCAAGAAUGAGCCUAUCACGCCUCGGAUUGAACAUUCAAUUUCUAUUAGCAAGGAUGGGGGUGUGAUUGACGCAGAGGGUGAUGUACAGAUGGAAGAGCCCAUUGUAACUAGCUCCCAGUCCUCAGAUCAAUCGGGUCUCUCGGUGUCGAAACCCAAACCCAACAGUACAACCCAUGAUACUAGAUCUCGCAAGCGGAAGCAGGCCUCCGAAGAUCCCACAUCGACAGGCCCACCCCUCAACCCGACCCCCAUCUACCCCCCUCGCUCUGUGCCUGCGGUCAUUGUGCCCUCUCAACAGGCUUGGCAGUCUGAGUCGAAGUCGCCAGCUGCCCAAAUGAGCCCAGUGCGCACACGGAUCCGUGCGCCUUCAUUCUCGAGCCCGGCUCGACAAGCCAGUGUCCGAGAGGAAAACAAAACGCCUCCCAAAAACUUUCAGCCUGGAAUGGGAUUGGGUAUUACACAGAGCCCUUCCAGCCAUCAACCCGUUAUCGUGGAUCUUUCGCAGGAAUCCAACGUAACAUCCACCCAGGAUUCUUUUGGCGGGCCGCUUUUCCCAAGUAGCAUCGUGACUACUACCGAUGCGCCUUGCUCUACUCCUAUUAACAAGCAUACUCCUGCGAUUGACAGAACAAAAAACCUCCACUCCGUUCUCCGUGGCAAGGAUUCCCCGGCAAUUGAGAGGCGAUCCGUGUCUUUCGCCGAGGGGGAGAACCUUGCUUCUAGCUUCGAUCCUGCUCCGCGCUCCACUCCGCGCAAUAGUGCGAUUAGUUCCAAAUCGGCCCCUACCACCAAUACCAAAGAGACGCCUUCAAGCGCAACCCCACAAAAUACCAAGUCGAAGCUUAAGUCCGCACAGCAAACGCCUACCUCCGCCGUCAAAUCUACCCCAAGAAAACCUUCGACCUCCAAGUCUAGCAAAGCCACACCCAAGGGCAAGGUUAAUGACCCAACGCCCAACUCUACUUCUAAACAUCCUCAGGCAACACCAUCCAGCGGAGAUGUGGUCUACCCACCCGGCUUUGAUGUCGCCCUGUUGACUCAGCAAAUUGAGGCCGAAAAGAAGAUCAAGGCACAGUCUAAGGCGGACGAGAAACUGCUAAGGGAGAAGGAAACAGCGGAGAGGAAAGAAAUUGAGCGCAAGCUUCCAGAAAGUUUUGAUCCCCAGCUUACGAUCAUUCUGACUGAGAUGCACAAGAUCUUGCAGAGAUUGGCCAACACCAAGCUGGAAUUGGUCAAGCGAAGCCCGCUCCGCGUCAAGCUUGAAGCCAUGCGCGAGGAUCUGAAAGUGUGUGAACAGAGGUUAGAGGCGAAAAAGUCCACCCCUCGGCAAGCUGUCGUGUCGAAACCAAAACCAACCCUCAAGGACAUGCUGAGCAGCCAAAGGGAGGAACUGGCUGCUAAGCUGCGACCUGAGCCCAAGUCUGCCCCAGCUCCCCGCAGUGAUGUUUACGAAGUGCCCAGCUCCAGCGAGUCUGAGUCAGAUUCUGAGUCAGAUUCUGACAGCAGUGACAGCGACAGCGAUAGCGACUCGGGCGAUAUCAUGCCCGACGGCCACUCAGUCAAAUUACGCCAGCCCCGAUCUCAGCGGUCCAAAUAA